AUGCUCGUCGUGUGGCUUUUGGUUGCUCUCGCUGCAUGUGAAGCACUCUAUGACACACCAACGUCUGUCCAGCUCAUGCCGUGUGACUUGGAGGCGAAUCGAGUGAGCAAUACAUCCCUAUCGGCGGCCACAUGUCGCGACUCCGAUUUGGCACGAUUCAUCAACAAUGCCUUGGCUUCAUAUAUCCAUGAUAUGGGAGCGCUGAGCAAGAGCAUACUUGACCAGAUCGUAGCCUAUCGGAAGCCAGGCAGUUGGCUCGUGCACAGGCAGAAUCAUUCGGGCAGUUGCAGGACGCGACCUGCAGACACAACAACGGGCGGACAUCUCACUUGGCGGAAUUUGUACGGCUGCUUCUAUCACGACAUGCAAACUUAUGUUUUGGUGCUCAGACUGUACUGA
Ostertagia ostertagi is the source of this 399-nucleotide messenger RNA. NCBI's taxonomy places the organism in Eukaryota, Metazoa, Nematoda, Chromadorea, Rhabditida, Trichostrongylidae. The record is from the annotation of a GenBank genome assembly.